GCCAUUCUUAAAUAUUUCAUUCUUUAUGGAAAACGAAAAAAAAUUAAAGAUUUUAUGGAGAAAUAUAAUAAUAUUAAAACAGUAUAGUAAAUAAUUGUGAAUUUUUAUAUAUACAUUACUUUAAUGUUCUCUUUCAAAUUUGAAACAGAUAAUGAUCUCAUGAUGUCAAGAAAUUAUAAUGAUUUAUUAAAAUUUAAACUCAAUGAUGAAGGUUGUAGAACAACUUCAUCUAAUGAACAGGAAAAAGUAGAAAAAAAUGUUCUUCUACUUUAUAAACUAAAUAAGGAGCCUAUUUUGGAUAGACAUAAGCAUAUAAAGUUCCUGAAAAAGUCAUUAAUUUAUUUAACUACAAAUUAUGAGUGCUUAGAUAGUAGUCGGCCUUGGUUAUGUUAUUGGAUUCUGCAUUCUCUUCAAAUUUUAAAUGAACGACUGGAUGAUAAAAUUUAUUCAAAUAUUGUCAAGUUUUUAUCUAAAUGUCAGUCACAACAUGGUGGAUUCGGUGGUGGACCAGGACAGCUGCCUCAUCUUGCUACAACAUAUGCUGCUGUAAAUGCGCUUUAUAUAAUUGGCACAAAAGAAGCUUAUGAAGCAAUAAACAGAAAUACUCUGGUUCAAUUCUUAAUAUCACUGCAUGGGGAAGAUGGGAGUUUUAGCAUGCAUUAUGAUGGUGAAGCAGACAUUAGAGGUGCUUACUGCGCGUUAUCUGUUGCAAAAUUAACAGAUACAUUUACUCCUGAAAUAUUUAAUGGAACAGCAAAAUGGAUACAGAGGUGUCAAACCUGGGAAGGAGGAUUUGGUGGCUGUCCUGGCAUGGAAGCGCAUGGUGGAUAUGCAUUAUGUGGAUUGGCUUCUCUUGUUUUAUUAGGAAAAACAGACCUUUGUAAUUUGACGUCGUUAAUUCGAUGGGCUGUUAACAAGCAAAUGUUAUUAGAGGGUGGAUUUCAAGGAAGAACGAAUAAAUUAGUAGAUGGAUGCUAUUCUUUUUGGCAUGGUGGAAUUUUUCCAAUAAUCCAUGCAAUUUUAUUAAAACAAAAUCCAAAUCUAAAGUUGAAAUAUUGGCUUUUUGAUCAAAACGCUUUACAAGAAUAUUUAUUAAUAUGUUGUCAAGAUUCAGACGGAGGACUUCUAGAUAAACCAGAGAAGGGGCGUGAUGUAUACCAUACUUGUUAUGCUCUAAGUGGAUUAUCUGUUGCACAAAAUUCAGAGUGCCCAGUAAUAAAUGGACCACAAGACAUUAAUUCUGUAAAUCCUAUUCAGCCCGUCUACAAUCUAGAACUUUCAACAGUUAUGAAUGGAUUGGCUUAUUUUAAAUUAUAGCCAGAUUCAGAAAAUGAAAACGUUGUUUAACAUUGAAACUUAAGAAAUAAAAAACUUUGGAAAAAAUGA
Messenger RNA from Leptopilina boulardi, 1386 nucleotides. RefSeq names its product protein farnesyltransferase subunit beta (gene Fntb). The record is from RefSeq and is a predicted model, not a curated record. Gene Ontology annotation, molecular function: protein farnesyltransferase activity. Lineage: Eukaryota; Metazoa; Arthropoda; Insecta; Hymenoptera; Figitidae. Bases 124 to 1317 code for a protein of 397 amino acids. Gene Ontology annotation, cellular component: protein farnesyltransferase complex. The transcript has 6 exons. Gene Ontology annotation, biological process: protein farnesylation.